Molecule: messenger RNA, 204 nt
Organism: Penicillium verhagenii
Lineage: Eukaryota; Fungi; Ascomycota; Eurotiomycetes; Eurotiales; Aspergillaceae
Exons: 1
Coding region: 1-204 (67 amino acids)
Source: RefSeq, a predicted model, not a curated record
AUGCUGACAAAACCUCUUAUAGUCUUUUCUCCCAGAAAUGCGUUUGCUGCACAUAACUUCAACGUCACCCAAGAAGCUCCAGUGAAGAAGGAGGCGAUUCACCAAUCCGAUUUUCUGCAAUCCGAGACAGAAGACGUCGUUGACUGGGAUUUCUGGCUCACCCCCGAAGUUCUCAGUGGAGAAGGCUCGCCAUCUUUUGGAUGA